Molecule: messenger RNA, 748 nt
Organism: Salvia hispanica
Lineage: Eukaryota; Viridiplantae; Streptophyta; Magnoliopsida; Lamiales; Lamiaceae
Source: RefSeq, a predicted model, not a curated record
UAUUAGGUUUUAUAAAUUCCAAUUCUUCUGCAACAUGGGAUUCUCAUCAAAAAAAUGGGCACAAAUCAUAUCUAAUUUCGCCUCCCUUUUGUACUUUUUCAUAAUUAUUGUCCAAGUCCCACUUUUCAGAGUUCCAUGUAGAAUAGGCACUUGCCAAACACCGGUGGAGGUGAUGGCCUGCGCGGGUGGAUUCCUCCCUGAAUUUGUGGUGAAGGCCCUUCUCUACCCCGGAGCAGUUAAACGAUCUCUGAUGAAGGGCGCAGCCGUUCCGAGCCCUGAUCAACUGCUGCAUCCUUACAAGUUUAAGAAGGGUAAACCAACUGAUCUCAAACAGUUGGAGGUUAUUGCAGGUAGCUACCUCUCUGUCACGGGUGCCUUUCUCGGGCUGCUGAGGCAUGGGAGGAUGAGUUACUUCGGCCUAAUCCUCGUCCUAUGGGGCAUUGCCAAGGAUGUGUUUGGCGGUAAACAUGCAUCAGGUGCUUGCCUAUUUCCGGAGAUGGUUAUGACUAUGGUUAUCGCGUUCUUGUCUAUGAGACGGGACGUGAGGAAGCUUCUCAAAUGCUGCAAGCCCGGCCGCGUGGCUAGACAUCUCAAGAAUCGGUCCAAACCCAAAUAUAUGUUAGAACUUAGAGCAUUCCAAGGGAGAAGGGGAAAAUGAAGAGGUAAAGAGAAUUAUCUCUUCUAUAUAAAAUUUUAUUCUCCAAGGGAAAGGUAUAUGAGAAGGUAUUAUACCUUCUUUCAUUUUGAG